AUGUCACUCAAUAGCUUUCUGGAUGAGAUCUACAAGUCUCUGCAGAGCAAAGAUGGCCAACGUAUCGCAGACUUAAUCCACCUGGAUGUUGAAAGCCUGCCACCUCAGCGCCAGCAACCGUACGUCCAACUCAACGCCGAGCUCCAGAAGCAGUACCCAGCCAACAACGAUGCGGCUCUACUUCAGCAAUGCAAAGCCAGGAUAUCACAAGAAGAGUUCGGGACGUUCUCAACACCAUUCUGUGACAGCAUAGCACGCUACUUCCGUUACCUGCGCGACAUCCAGACCGCCGACAAUCUCACCAAAGCUCUCGCCAUCCGCCAGCUGACCAGUCAGUGCGUCACGGCUCUGGGCGACUCACGCUAUGGCAUUGUCAUGAUCCCGAUUGUCUUGUCAUUCAGCCGCACGCUGGCCUCCAUCGCGACCAAGCUCGAUCGCAACCCUACGCUCAUCCGCCAACACGCACAGAAACUUGGCGCCGGCAACACCGACUCGUCUACUCCACGCACCUCCUUCGUCGAAGACGCCGCCAAUGUCCUCCGCGACGCCUUCAUCAAAUGCCUAGCCGGCAGUCCAGGCACAGCACGCACGUCCCGCCCACAAGCUGACGACAAGCGGAUCGGCAUCUACCUGACGGCCAACUCGACCCUGAAACUCCUCUUCCGCUGCCUCAAGCAACGUAAUGCCCAACAAAUCUUCUCCUCGAUCGACGCCCAAUCUCCGCCCCUCUCAUUCUACCCCGCCGCCCAACGCGUCACUUACCUCUACUAUCUCGGCCGCUACCACUUCGCCAAUAACCACUUCCUUCGGGCUUCCGCCGCCCUCAACGCCGCCUACAUCCAAUGUCACAAAUCCGCUACAUCUCACCUCCGCCUGAUCCUCACCUACCUUCUCGCCUCUAACCUCCGACAUCGCACCUUCCACGCCAUCCUCUCCCUCCCAUCCCCACUGAACAACAACCAACCCCCAAACCCCAUCGCGGCCUUCCUCCUCCGCCACCGCAUCCACCUACAGCUCCUCAAUCGCUUGGAGCCUUUAGUGUACCGCUCCCUCAUCAAGCGCACUUUUCGCCUCGUCGGCUUCCCCGGCGGGACCGGCGCCGACAAGAAAAUCCCCUUCCUCCGCCUUGCCUACGUUCGUGCCGCGGCGCGGUUCAGCUUCACACGCGCACCGAUCGCGCCUGGUACUCUGCCACACACGGCACCCCUCGAUUCGGAUUUCUGGGAUCUGGAGAACGCGCUGGCGGAGACGGGAUUCGACAUCGGCUCGGGUAUUUACGACAGCAGCAAUACCACCACGACUGCGCUGGCGGUGCAGGCGAAUCCUUUCUCUCCGCCGAAUAGUGAGGAAGAGCAGUCUCCGACGAUGGCGGAGAUAGAAUCAGUGUUCCUCUCGCUCAUCCAGCAGGGGUUCCUGAAGGGGUUUGUGCUGCAUGUGAAUCCCAGGUUUGCGAUCCCGGGCGCGGCGCAGCGGGGUGGGUGGGCGAAGGCCGGGUUUCCGGUCGGUGUUUGGGGCGAUUCUGGAGCGGGACGGGGUGGGGAAGCAGGGUGGAUUGGGGGGUGUGAGGAUGCCGGG
Messenger RNA from Cyphellophora attinorum, 1575 nucleotides. RefSeq lists its product as uncharacterized. The annotation marks the transcript as partial. Gene Ontology annotation, cellular component: transcription export complex 2. The transcript is spliced from 2 exons. Gene Ontology annotation, molecular function: RNA binding; double-stranded DNA binding. The record is from RefSeq and is a predicted model, not a curated record. Gene Ontology annotation, biological process: post-transcriptional tethering of RNA polymerase II gene DNA at nuclear periphery; transcription elongation by RNA polymerase II; poly(A)+ mRNA export from nucleus. Lineage: Eukaryota; Fungi; Ascomycota; Eurotiomycetes; Chaetothyriales; Cyphellophoraceae.